Molecule: messenger RNA, 1249 nt
Organism: Trichoplusia ni (cabbage looper)
Lineage: Eukaryota; Metazoa; Arthropoda; Insecta; Lepidoptera; Noctuidae
Product: moesin/ezrin/radixin homolog 1-like
Biological process (GO): regulation of organelle assembly; regulation of cell shape; positive regulation of protein localization to early endosome
Cellular component (GO): microvillus; apical part of cell; adherens junction
Molecular function (GO): cell adhesion molecule binding; actin binding
Source: RefSeq, a predicted model, not a curated record
UCUUAACGUGGUGUGUACGUUACAGGUGAUGCAACAAGACGUAAAGAAAGAAAACCCGCUUCAGUUCAAGUUCCGCGCCAAAUUCUACCCGGAGGACGUCGCCGACGAACUCAUCCAGGAGAUCACACUCAAACUGUUCUACCUUCAGGUGAAGAAUGCAAUACUAUCCGACGAGAUAUACUGCCCGCCGGAGACGUCGGUGUUGCUGGCGUCGUACGCGGUGCAGGCGCGGCAUGGCGACCACAACCCCGCCGUGCACGGACAGACCUUCCUCGCCAACGACCGUCUGCUGCCGCAGCGAGUUACUGACCAGCAUAAGAUGUCUCGUGAGGAGUGGGAGCAGAGCAUCACGAACUGGUGGCAGGAGCACCGCGGGAUGCUGCGCGAGGACGCCAUGAUGGAGUACCUGAAGAUCGCGCAGGUCGAGAUGUACGGCGUCAACUACUUCGAGAUCCGCAACAAGAAAAACACGGAACUGUGGCUCGGCGUUGACGCGCUCGGACUCAACAUAUACGAGAAGGACGAUAAGCUGACUCCAAAAAUCGGUUUCCCAUGGUCAGAAAUCCGCAACAUAUCGUUCAACGACCGCAAAUUCAUAAUCAAACCGAUCGACAAGAAGGCCCCGGACUUCGUGUUCUUCGCGCCGCGCGUGCGCGUGAACAAGCGCAUCCUGGCGCUGUGCAUGGGCAACCACGAGCUGUACAUGCGCCGCCGCAAGCCCGACACCAUCGACGUGCAGCAGAUGAAGGCGCAGGCGCGCGAGGAGAAGCUGGCCAAGCAGGCGCAGAGGGAGAAACUGCAACUGGAGAUCGCGGCUCGUGAACGCGCAGAAAAGAAACAGCAAGAAUACGAGGACCGACUGAGACAGAUGCAGGAGGAGAUGGAGCGCUCGCAAGCGAACCUGCUGGAGGCGCAGGACAUGAUCCGCCGCCUGGAGGAGCAGCUGCGGCAGCUGCAGGCCGCCAAGGAGGAGCUGGAGCAGCGCCAGAACGAGCUGCAGGCCAUGAUGCAGCGUCUCGAGGAGACCAAGAACAUGGAAGCGGCCGAGCGCCAGAAGCUGGAAGACGAGAUCCGCAUGAAGCAGGAGGAGGUGUCGCGCAUCCAGCAGGAGGUCGAGAUCAAGGACACCGAGACCCGGCGCCUGCAGGAGGAGGUCGAGGAGGCCCGCCGCAAGCAGGUGCGCAUGCAUGGACUUUCAUUCAAUUUGUUAAAAACGAAACCUUUAUUACAUUGAUUAGUUUUUUGUGGU